GUAUGUGUGUAAACUGAGUGGCAGCACAGGCAGACUGAGAGGCUAAGCUGCUCCAUGCUCUCCUAGAGCACACUACUCCUGAUGGUCCUAUACACACAUAGUUCUGACACCACAGAUUCUACACAUCUCCAGAUACGGGUUCUACACUUUUCCAAGCACAGAGAAAAGUUGAGAAGAGCAUGUGACAACUGAGACGAGUCCCGUUCUGUCUCUCUGUCCUCUCUAGCUCUCCGGAUCUGUCUCUCCGGAACAUUACUGAACUCUAGGAUUACCUGUGCAAGGAAAAUAUUUGGGACACUGCAGGAGGAGAAGAAGCCUAAAAUCCCAGUCCCAGUAAAAGCUGAUUCCCUCCACCAUUCAUCCAAUCACAGCUUGCAGGCUCCACUCACCCUCAUCACUGCCAUAUUUAACCUGUGAUGGAAACAGUGGAGGCAGAUUGCAUGCAAACAGCAGUUGGUGAUGCCAUAGUAGAUGAGGAGGAAGUGGCAGUCGCCAUGGCUAUCAGUAAUGCAACUGAAGUGGGGCGAGAAGAAGGAGGUGCCAUGGCAAUUGGUGAUGCUCUGUUUGAACAGCCAGCAGAAGCAGGUGCCACAGCGAUGCCAAUUGGUGAUUCUUCAGAAAUGCCAAUUAGUGGUGCCACAGUGACACAAAUGAAUAGUGCCUCAGAGAUGCCAUUUGAUGGUGCUACAAUGAUGCCAAGCAGUGGUGCUACACCAGUACUAAUUGAUGGUGCCACAGGGAUGCCAGUUGAUGGUGGCAUGGAAUUGCCAAGCAGUAGUGCCACAGCAACACCAAUUACUGGUGCUACGGCCAUGCCAGCUGAUGGUGCUACAUCAAUGCCAGUUGAUGGAGGCAUGGAAUUGCCAAGCAAUAGUGUCACAGCAACACCAACCACCGGUGCUACGGCCAUGACAGCUGCUGAUGCCACAGUGAUGCCAGUUGACGGUGGCAUGGAAUUACCAAGCAAUAGUGCCACAGAAACACCAAUGACCGGUGCUACGGCCAUGCUAGCUGAUGGUGCCACAGCGAUGCCAGUUGAUGGUGGCAUGGAAUUGCCAAGCAAUAGUGCCACAGCAACACCAACAACCGGUGCUACGGCCAUGACAGCUGCUGAUGCCACAGCGAUGCCAGUUGACGGUGGCAUGGAAUUACCAAGCAAUAGUGCCACAGAAACACCAAUGACUGGUGCUACGGCCAUGCCAGCUGAUGGUGCCACAGCGAUGCCAGUUGAUGGUGGCAUGGAAUUGCCAAGCAAUAGUGCCACAGCAACACCAAUCACCGGUGCUAUGGCCAUGCCAGUUAAUGGUGCCAUGGCAAUGAUGUUCACUAUUGCCAUGGACUGUGAACCCUCCACCCCUGAUGUGGAUCUGUGCAAGGUCUGUGGGCAGCGUCACUUGCUGGAUGAGAACCACGAGUACAACUACAAAGACGAGGUGGAUGAUGAGCUCACAUGCCACAUCUGCCUACAGCCCCUAAUCUCCCCAUUGGACACGCCAUGUGGACAUACCUACUGCCAGGAGUGCCUGACAAACUUCCUGGUAGAGAGUGAUUUCUGCCCAGUGGACCGUGUCCCCAUCCUGCUGCAGAACUGCCGCAAGUCCAGCGUGCUUGUGAACAAGCUGCUGGACAAGCUUACCGUGUUAUGCCCUUUCAAGGAGCACUGUUCUGAGACCAUGCCAAGGGGAGAGCUGCAUGGGCAUCUCUUGAGCAGAUGUAAAGGAGCUUCACAUUAUGGCCUGUCGGCUGAGAGAAAGCGCCGCUCGCAGGAAGGAGAGUGCACCGACAGCACAUCAGAGCUCGCUCUGGCAACCCUGCCUGGCGAUGGCCCCGCCUCCAGCGCCAUGGCCCUCCUAUCAGACGAACCUGGCCUCGUCAAUCCCGCUUACGAGCCUGGCAUGGAGGACAACAGCCAAUCAGGGAGCACCACCAGCCUGACAGCACGCAGCAACUCCAAGAAGAGUGAGUUCCGUAACUUCGACCGCUCAUCUGUGAGGAGUCGCUCAUUCCGGCGUCUGAACAGGGCGUUCAGCGUGCUCAGGAGGACCAAGAGCGGCACAGCAGUAGUCCACGACAACACAGAGGAAAGAGAUAACCUCAGAAAUGCCAACGUACCACAAGAGGUUUUUGCUCUGCCUCAGCUCCAUCAUCUCAUUCCCGAUGGUGAGGUCACCACAGUUAAGAUCACGCGCUCUGAUCCCUGUGAGCCGUUGGCCAUCAGCAUCGUGGGGGGAAAUGAGACCCCUCUUGUGCGCAUCCUUAUCCAGGACAUCUACAGAGAAGGAGUCAUUGCCCGCGAUGGAAGACUGCUGCCUGGAGACAUGAUCCUCAAGGUGAACGGUAUCGACAUCACCAACGUCCCGCACUGCUACGCCCUUGCAGCUCUGAAGCGUCCCUGCAUGCUGCUCAGGCUGACCGUGCUGCGUGAACAGCGCCAUCGUUACCGCGCGCAUCAUCACCACCACCACCAUCACGUGCCUCAGCCGGGCGAGCUGUUGUACCCGGGCUCCGGUGGCAGCGUGAGGGACGACAGUCUGCACGUGGUGCUGCUGAAGGGUGCGCCAGACGAGCAGCUGGGCAUCAAGCUUGUGCGCCGACCCGAUGAGCACGGCGUCUUCAUCUUCCACCUGCUAGAAGGAGGUCUGGCGGCACGGGACGGGCGUCUGCGUAUCGACGACCGUGUGCUUGCUAUCAAUGGACACGACCUGCGUUAUGGUGCUCCUGAGCAUGCUGCACUGCUCAUACAGGCAAGUGUGGAGCGAGUGCACUUCAUCGUGUCGAGGCAGACUCACGUACCUGCCCCGGAUAUACUACAGGAGGCGCCAUGGAACAUGGAGGGACCCCCACCCUACUCUGCUGUGGACGCUGAGCAAUCACUGGUGGACUCGUGCCAAAAGCUGGGGUGUUACGAGAAGACAGUGACUCUGGUUAAAGAGUCUAACGAGUCGCUGGGCAUGACUGUGGCAGGAGGAAUGAACAGCCGCGGCUGGGACCUGCCUGUCUACGUCACCAACAUUGAUCCCAACGGUGUGGUGGCCCGUGAAGGCUCCAUCUGCAAAGGGGAUAUCCUGUUGAACGUGAAUGGUGUGGAACUGACUGGUGUGACUCGAGGCGAGGCGGUGGCUAACCUGAAGAACACCUCGUCCCCGGUGGUGCUGCGUGUGCUGGAGAUGAGGCCACCUGACAUGAGCUCUGUGGACUGCAUGUCCCCCGCCGUGUCCUCGCCGUCCUCGCCUGGAGACAUCAAAAUGCCCCUGCCCAGCGAUGACUACGCACCCAUAUGGGUAUCCUGGCUUCAACUGCCCAGACACCUGUACAGCUGUAAGGACAUUGUGCUGCGCAGGAGCACAUCGGGGAGUUUGGGCUUCAGUAUCGUAGGAGGUCAAGAGGAGCUCAACUGCAAUCAGUCCUUCUUCAUCCGCUCCAUCGUGGAGGGAACACCAGCAUACAAUGACGGCAGGAUACGGUGUGGAGACAUCCUGUUGGAGGUGAAUGGAAAGAGCACAUGGGGAAUGACUCACACUGCUCUAGUGCGCCUGCUGAAAGAACUGAGGGGCCGUAUUACUCUCACCAUCGUCUCCUGGCCUGGCAGCCUGCUAUAGGCCCAUGUUGUGCAGGGGAGGGGCUUAUUACAAUGACCCUGUGUUGGAGGUUGGAGCGUCACACAGUCCCUGCCCACAAUGAAUGGGCUUUUGGACAUGGACUUCCAUGGUAGGCAAGUCGUAUGAAAUGGACCAGCGCCGUAGAACGUGGGGCAAGGUGCUUUGGCCUCGUCCAGGUACGAGGGACUGACAUGGACCUCAGAUGCUGAAGGUGGGGCGUAUGAUAGACUCUCUUCACAUGAGGACUCACCAAAGGUGUUGGCCAUUGGAAAGAGAUCAUCCAGUGUUAGGUGAUUCAGGUUUAACACCCAAGAGUCCAUGUGAUACUAUUGCCAUAAUUUCAUUGGCUGCCUGUGCACUUGAUAGCCCCCGCCUUCACCGAUAUCAUCAAUUAGGCACAGGAAGCAGACUCCUGUCACUGAGGCCACAUACACGAGGAGCUGAUGAUAAAAAGAAGCACCUAGAAGAACCAUGGUUACACAUUAUGAGGAUAUGAUAUGUGUGAUAAAGUGUAUAUAAAUACUCCUCUGUGGGCAAUGUGCAAACAUAUUUCAUAAGUGUGUAGCUGAUUUGUGGUGGAAGAGAAAGAACUUCUGGGAUAUGUGGAGGUUCAAGCUAAGGUUCAGAGUCUGGGGUUGCCAACUCCGUUAGUUUCUAUGUUAGAACAUGCAUUUAGGUGGACGCACAUUUCUUUCCUGUUAAUGUUAGUGUGUGGGGAAAAAAGAGACAAAUUCAAGCGUUCGUACUACGGCGACUGUUUCUUUCUUUCGUUUGUUUAUUUCUAUCUGUUCCUAUGGCCUUUUUGGAUAUUGGCUUCGCUUUGUUCGUUCUGACAGUAAUGCGUUUUCUCCAUCCACCGGAGAAAGUAGUUUUUUUUUGUCUGUGUUGGUAUGCUGCAGAUGCUGUUGCAAAGAAAAUAUAAAAAUAUAUACCUUUGAUGAGUAUUAUGGAAAAAAAAAAAAGAAAAAAGAAAUUGACUAAAUAAUAUUGUUCAUAACACUCUUUUAAAAAGAAAA
Messenger RNA from Pangasianodon hypophthalmus (striped catfish), 4615 nucleotides. RefSeq names its product ligand of numb-protein X 1 (gene lnx1). The coding region runs from base 417 to 3599 and encodes 1060 amino acids. The transcript is spliced from 11 exons. Gene Ontology annotation, cellular component: cytoplasm. NCBI's taxonomy places the organism in Eukaryota, Metazoa, Chordata, Actinopteri, Siluriformes, Pangasiidae. Gene Ontology annotation, molecular function: ubiquitin-protein transferase activity; protein binding. The record is from RefSeq and is a predicted model, not a curated record. Gene Ontology annotation, biological process: ubiquitin-dependent protein catabolic process.